Molecule: messenger RNA, 6336 nt
Organism: Pomacea canaliculata
Lineage: Eukaryota; Metazoa; Mollusca; Gastropoda; Architaenioglossa; Ampullariidae
Product: eukaryotic translation initiation factor 4B-like
Exons: 16
Coding region: 1-1992 (663 amino acids)
Molecular function (GO): RNA binding
Source: RefSeq, a predicted model, not a curated record
AUGGCUUCAGCUGCUACAAUUUUGUUAAAUUGUGCAGGUGGCAAGAAGAAGACAAAGUCAAAGGGGAAGACUCUUAAUCUGAAUGAGUUUCUGGCUAAUGAUGGAGGAGUGGUACCUGCUCCAGUUGUCACGCAUAGGAGCUGGGCAGCAGAAAUGGAUAAUGCAGAUGGAGAAGAAGUUGAAGAAACUCGGAAUUUCUUUGAUCGUUCUGUACUGCCAACUGCACCCAAAGCUGCUCGUGGUCCAGAUGUCGAGAUGUCAUCCAUUCCAACAAAGCCUCCAUUUACCGCAUUUAUUGGCAACUUAGCAUAUGACGCUAGUGAGGACAAGAUUAUGGAGUUCUUCAGGCAAAAUAACUUACCGGUGGUGAAUGUGCGCCUUCCCAAUGAAAAUGGCAGACAGAGAGGGUUUGGUUAUGUGGAGUUUGAGACCAGGACAGCCCUUAUUGAAGCACUUGCGCUUAAUGAAAGUACAUUCUGUGGUCGCAAACUGAGAGUUGACUUGGCAGGGCAUAGUCAAGGAGACAGAGAUCGUGGUGAAAGUCGUAGUGACCGAGAUGACUGGCGAGGAGGUGGUGGUGACCCAAGUCGUACUGAAGGAGACUGGCGCAGAAGAGAUGCCCCUUCAUAUGAUGAUCGAGGAGGAGAUCGCGGAGAUCGAGCUAGUGACAGAGGUGAUCGUUAUGGUGAUCGCUAUGGAGAUCGGUACAGUGAUCGCUAUGGUGAUGACAGAGACCGUGGCUUGUCAGAUCGAUCAGGAUUUGGUGAUCGAGGAUCUGAUCGUUUUGGUGACCGAAGAAGUGGUGGAAGAUUUGGGGAUCGUGGGGGUGAUCGCGGUGGUGAGGGAUUUGGAGGUGGUCGUUUUGGAGACCGUGAAGAGGGCAGAUAUGGAGGUGACAGAGGAGGUGGUCGCUUUGGUGACAGAGAUGAUGGAAGAUAUGGAGGUGGACGCCGAGGAUUCAGUGAUCGUUACAAAGAUGGUGACAGAUAUGGUCGUGAGGAAAGACGUUUUGAUGAUGAUCGAGGCUUUGGUGGACGUCGAACAUUUGGGGGAGGAUACCGACGUGAAGAAGACGCUCAGGGAUCAGAGGGAUCCAGGGGAGAAAAGCCAAGCAGCCAUGAAGGGAGUCAAGAUGCAGCUAAGGAGCGCCCUCGUCUCCAUCUACAACCCCGUACAAAACCUAUUGAUACCAAAGAUAUCACACCAGUUCGACAGUCAUCAAUAUUUGGAGAUGCAAAACCUGUUGACACAGCAUCAAAAGAGAAGGAAAUUGAGGAAAGGUUGCUUAAAGAAUCCGAGCACACUCAUCCAAGUGAUGAGGAUAAGGAAAAUCGCUAUGGUUCUAAAGAUGGUUUGCAUAAAGAAGGUGGCAGGCAGCGGAGGGAUUCAGACAGAUCUGAUGGGGGUCGAGGUCGGGAGAGACGACUUAGUAGCUCGAGUGGCAAGACAAGUCACUCCAGCUCUUCUUGGAAAGAUGGUGAGACAACAAAAUAUUCAGAGGACACUCAUGGUACAGAACGAGAGAGCAAGCCUGUGUCUUCUAAAACUGAAGAAGUGAAAAUGGUGCCUGCUCCUCCACCCAAAGAAAAUGCUUGGGCUCGGCCAAGAAAGGAUGAAUUCAAGAGAUCCAACAGUGAGACAGAGAAGGCACUCAGUGAUUCUGGAAAAGGGGAUCCUGAUCUGCAUGAAGGGGACAGAAAAGAAGGAGACAGGCGGGAUGCUGAAAGACGAGAGAGUGAUCGUCGAGAUGGUAAUCGAGGUGAAAGAAGAGGUAGUGGUAGUGAUAACGAACGCUUAGGACGUGGCUCCGUCGGUGGACGAUCAGACAAUCGGCAGAACAACCAAAAAAGAGUUCCCAAAGAAAAGCCAUUGCCUAAGUCAAUUGAAGACAUGCCUAAGUUGGAUCAGGGUCCUCCUAAGGAUUGGGCUGAUACUAACAAGUUUUCCUUCCUUGGAGAUGAGGAGGCGUAUGAUGGCGAGGAAGAAUACUGAAACCCGUCUUUGAGCUUGCCUGUGACCUGCAAGACCUUUACUGCGAUAUCACAUGCAGGAUAAUGUGCAUUCUUCUGCAUCUUCAUUUAUCAGUCUCCGAACUGUGGGAAGGAGUUUUAUUCCACUCUUUCUCCUGUUUCUUCAGCAGCAGCAUAAAGUUGUCUUUUUUUUUUUUUAAUACAAAGGAAAGCUUCUGGUGAGGAAACUAUCUUGACCAAGAUGUGUCUGCUGUGUAGGGAUGCUUGGACACUUCACCAAAUAACAAAAUUGCCUUUUACAAUCUAAUAUUUUCCUGCAGGAGGAACAUAGCACAUGCACACACGUGUAUGUGUGAGUGAAUGGGUGGGUUGGUAGGUGUGUGAAUGUCAAGAAAAACUUGCUUAGAGUUGCAUUGUGGUUCAUUCUUGCUCAGAACUACAAGUGUAGAUCUUUCCACUUGCAUUUAGUUGCCCAUAACCAUUUAGUGUUGUUCUUUAAGACAUUUAGUAUAAACAGCAUAUGCUCACAAGCAUAAACAAAUGCUUUGUCCUGUUUAGGUUCUGAGCCUUUGUUUACUAGUGUAAAAAUAUUCUAUAUAUUAUGUGUUUCCAAGAUUCUUUAAUUGCGAACACUUGUGUAGAUUUUUUUAUCACAUGAAGAAUACAAGAAUCGGACGCUUGUGGGAAUUAUUCAUGAGCCCCUAUUUUUUUCCCCAUUUUAAAUAGAAAGCUUAGCCUUUUGUGAUUGUCAGAAUAGUUGCUUUGUGACACAUGGCAUAACCUUGGCUCAUGGCUGUAGUUUUAAUCUGUUUGUACCAGUUAUUUUGUUUUUUUUUUCUUCCUGCAUGCAUGAUAAAAUUUACUUUUGGGUUAGUAAUUUGAAGUUGUUUUGUUGAUAAGAUGUUGUGAAGCAGACAAGCCCCACAUGGGUUAAGUAGUCUCACUUUGUCAAAGAGCAAUUGUCUGCACAAAAGCAGUUACAAAAGCAAAAUGCGUGCCUAGGGCUAAAUGUCAAACUUCAGUGAACAUGUUGGGGUUUUAUGUUGAACUGUAGUUGAACAUUGUGUGUCUGUAGCUACCCUGCUAAGCUUUUGGCAAAUAGUUAUUUGUGUUUAAAACUUCAUUAACUUUGUCGAUCUAGUAGAGAAGAUUUUUCGUUCUUUUUUUAUUCGUAUGAGUCAGCCAUGGGGGUGGAGUAGGGAGGUGAAAUUUUUUUUUUUUAUAACUUAACCCACCUGCCUGCAAACACUUAGUAGUAUUCGGACUGACGAUGGUGAUUUCUGACAUAGUGACUUGUUUUACCUCAUCGCUGCUUGCUUUGUUGCUUGCAUGUGACAUGAGACAGGCUGUCUAUGUCGGUUAUCAUGUUGAACACAUUCAGUCCAUGUGUUCUGACUUAAAUUUUCAUCCUGUCUAUAAAGAUUGCGGUUGAUCUUUGAACAUGGUUUUGCAAAUGCUUUGGCAAAAGAAAACGAAUGGAGUAACCAUGAACAUUUUCUCUUUAAAUGGUUCUUGCUGUCAUAUCUUUUACCACAAUGACUAUUUUGUUUUAUAUAUAAAAUACCAAGUAUGAAAAUAGAAGAAACCCAGAAUGAGAAACUAUUGUCUUGACUUUUAGUCCCAAAAGUGUAUAAAACUUGAUGCUUGAGGCUUUCAAAAAAAUUUUUUUAGUUUGUUCAGUCUUGCGUAUUGAGGGUGGAGACCUCAGUAUGCCAUAAAUAUGUUUAUCUGUUGCACAUUCUGCAUGCCUUUAUUUCAUAGGAAACCUGGUAUUUGACUAUAGCUCAUGUUCAGAAGAAUUUUUAUCAGAAGAUGCUUUGUGUGCUUUUUUUGCCUGCUUAUCUAAAAUACUUGAAGAACAUUAAAUCAGUGAUAAGUUAUGUGUGAAUUUGAUAAUCUCUACCAGAACUGAUGAAGUUCAGGCUGCAAAGACAUACAAAUUACUUGGAAGUGCCUCCAAUUUUUCUUUCUUUUCCAUAAUUAAACAUACGAUAUUGGUCCCAAAAUAGUGAAACUUUUAAAAAAAUGCAAAAAUGGCACCAUUUUCACCCCGAUAUAAGCCUUUCAGCAGAAGAGAACAAAAGAUGUAUUUAUGCAGAGUGUGACACAAUGAGAUAAUGCUGCUUUAUUCAAGUGUGCUUAAAUGCAUAGGUGGUGACUAGAUUACACGACCCUUAAGGUCAAAAGGAUAUGGGUAGUGUUUGUACUUACAGUUGAUGGUGAGGGCAUUUUUUACUCCAUCCUGUGCAGAUACCUUGCCACACCUCUUUAGUUUUUCAAUGUUGCAACCUAGGAAAUUUCUCUUUAACACAUCUAACCUAUUUAUAUUGUUAUGCAUGGGGAUUUCUUCAGCUUUGGGUGUUUGCCAACAGUGUUCAUUCUCUUCUGGGAUAUAUUUGACUUCAUACAAUUAGUUUUCUUUAUACCAUUUGUUUUUCUUUGUAAUCAUCAGUAUUAUCAUGGUUCAUUAUGUGUGGCUGCUCGUCUGAUGGUAGAGAUUUGACAACAUGCAGGCUCGUUAGAAAGAGAAAUUGAUAUUUAAACUACCCUUUUGCAAGUCAUGCUGAUCUUAGACUAACAGGGUAGCUUUCUUUGAUGCUCUUUUGUUUCAUUUGCCAGGGCUAAGUGAUACACUGUAUCCUACAUUUGUUUUUUUUUUUUUCUCAGUGAAACCAGGAAGGGUAAAUCUUACUCCUGCUAACACUACACGGUGCUCACCCUUUCAAGAAGUGAUUGUGGUUAGAUGUUGAAAGUUGUCAUUGUGUUUUUUUUCCCUCUUCUCUUCUCCAAAUAAAUUGGCUUUGGGGCAUCAGGGAUAAGACAGGUCUGGCACUUCCAGGCAGCAUUUCCAUUGAUCAGGUCAUUUUAAUAAAGUUUUCCCUUAUGUGAAAAUUGCUGGGAUAUACUUUCACUAACACCAGACCAAGUAGAUGUUUUUUUUCUUUGGUCCUUUUAAGCAAUUACAAUUUUUAAAAGUUCAUGGUUUAUUAUUGAUUUUAAAACAGAGAAAAGGUAGUUUGAAACUUGUGGAAGAAGGAAGCAACGAGAGUUCUAUUUCAGAGCGAAAUAUUAACUUCAUUUAUGCCGCCAACUCCACACGACAUCACUGUAAAUAAUGCGCUGGGCAGAAUAUCACUUGUUGGUGUGGCAGUUGGGAAUGCUGCUGUGUACAUAUUGUACAGUUCUUUUUUUAAAAAACAUAAUUUUGGAACCUCCAAUGUGGACAUUUUCUACACAAGUUGUUAACCAGGUCAUAUUUAAGAAGACUUAUUUGAUUGUUGAUAUGGAUAACAUACGUGUAAUUUCUUUGUUUUCCUGUGUUCUCACCAGUUCUCAGACUUAAGGUUUUUAUUUUUUAUUUCUGUGUGUGAAUCGUGUGUACAAAUGUUGAUCAGUUGGCAAAAAAGGUUUGUGUGCAUACAUAUAAUAGUGGGACCGGGAUAUGUAGAUUUGUUGUCUGAUUUCAGUGCUUUUCUAUUCAUUGUAAAGCAUAGACAGAAUAAUGCAAUGGUAGUUUAGGCUUGAAGUCGUUUGCUUAGUAAAAGUGGAAUCUGUUUACCACUUUCAUUUCUUACCAUAGUCUAUGAAGGUAAAUCUCCCCAUGUUGUACAUAGAAAAAAAUGGUUAAUUCAUUCACAUGAAAAGAUUGUUUUGAAUUUUCAGAUUUAGUUAUUGUAGAAAUGUACUUGGUGUUGAUGUUGAAUAUACAUAUAUAUUUCCUUUUUUUUUUUUAAAAGUAGUGUGCUUGGUGUUCUGCAGAAUAUGACCUUGACAUCUUUUCCUGCAUGAUUGCCAAUGAAAUUUGUGUUUGAUGCAUUGGCUGUCCUUGCUAGGUUGACCAAAAAAAGCAAGCAUCUUUAGCAGGAUGAUAAGACAACAGCUUAACAAAUAGAUUCCAGGGUUCCUUCUCUCUCAUCUUAUACUGUCAAAUAUUUUUCAUGGGGUUGGGGUGGGUGAAUGAAUAUGAUUACCACAAAAAAUAUGAAGUCUUAACUAUAGGGCCGAGUCACAGGCCUACAUCACAUCAGGUCCCAUGUCUUUGUUUAGGGAACACUUCUUGCAGAAACCAAAGUGCUUUUAAUUGUAUAAUUGUUUUUAUCGAAAAGAAGAUAGAAGAAAAGUUGGUUGUUGAGGAAGCUAAUGGAUCAUACAUAGAUUAUAAAAACCUGGCUUGCUUAUUAAUAAUUAAGCUUCAUCAGGAAAGUUUUCACACUUUAUUUCGUUUUAGAUUUUGUUUGGUUUGUCAUUUUAAGUAAAUCAUGUCCAGCAAGACGAAUAGCUGAUAAUUAUGAAUGUCUUUUAAAGCAUGAGUUCGCAAUUUAUCAAUUUUGCUGGUCAGUUAAGAUAAUAAAGCUGAAAGACGGUA